AUGAUUCACUGGAUGAUAGUGCGCCUCUGCAAUAACGAAACAGCGUGGCGUAGUACAGGAUUGGUGAUUUUGAGACUUUUUCAUUGGAAUAAAGGUUAGUUACAGAAAUUACACCCGUUUUAGCUUAGUUCAUAAUUUUUUAAAAGUCUGUGAACAGCAGUGAAAUGCAAAGAUAAAUACAGAGCUGUUUAGAGAGGUUAGAGCUGUUUUGCGCGCGAUACGACAUUUUCCUUUUGGUUAAACAAUUUGUUUGCAUCGCUUCUGAUAAAACUAAGGCUUUCACCAAAGCUUUUUUUUUAAUCAAUAGCCAGUGUCAUCGAUUUCAGUUUACGGAUUUUCUUUAAAUAUUUAGCAUUGGAGAGUUGGAGGUAGUAUUCCUUUGUAUUUCGCCGAUAGCGGAAACUAUAUUUUGUAGUUUCAAAUAUUGAUUUCAAAACACAAAGCCGUGGUCUCAAAGGCAAUCCAUUGUUUACGCCAUUGUUUUCUUUAUCCAAAAACUGUAAUGUAUGCGUUGCUAAAUGAAGAAUGGGCUGUGCGGAAAACUGUCCAUCAAUUUUUUGUCACUUCUAUGGAACUCGGUAGCCUGAUCAAACACAGGCUUAGAAACAGGAUUGACCCAUUAGUUAUAGAGUAUCGUGAACCGACAUAUUAAAAAAUUAUUUUUUAUCAUCUGUGAUCCUUGUCAUGGCAGCGUGUGCAAGGAUCGAUCUCAUCCUUGUCGGUGGUUCCUCUUUCCAGCAAAUCUUUGAAGGAUUUCUUUAAUGUUUACCCUUUAUGAGUCAACAAAUCAAAAUUUUGUAAUUUUUUCAUUUUAAUUUUUUUGAUCCAUGAUUGUUAUUUAAAACCCUGUGACUAUCUGUUUAUUUACUUUUUUUUUUACUGUUUUGAAUUCAUGAAUUGACCUUAUUCAAUGGUGUCACAUAUAAUUUGUCAUGCAAGUAUUUUGCAUGUUGCAUAGUAUUUUUUGCAAACUUUUUGCUGCCAGUCGGUUGAGAGUCAUCAGGGUGCAAAGUCAGUAGAUAUCAAGGUCUCAUUUACUGCCUAACCCCUGUGAACAUUGUAAUAUUUCCCCUGCAUGUAACCAAGAAAUGAUUACAUUUCUCCUAACAAUAUCUAUCGGUCAAUAAAUCUUUAUCUGAGGAGGGAGAAGAGGGUAUCCUUUAAUAGUUUGUACGACUUCCACAGGUUACAAAUUAAAAGCUAAGAUACAAGGUAAUAUUUUUUUAGUUAUGUAAUACUUAGACUAAAAUAAUAAUUUAAGAAAGGGAAAAAAAAUCCUAUCCUUACACUGAUUUUAUUUAAAUGUUCAUAAACAUGUAGUGUAUUCUUAAGAAUAGGGUCAAAAAUGGCCUGGAGAUAAUCUCUAUAUCAGGGUAGAUACAAAUUAUUUUAAAUUUGGAACUGGAAAUGGUGUACAUGUAGUUGAACAGCAAGUGGACAUGAUUGCAUGACUUUCUCUUGAGCCCACUAGAUCUCAAUUUGACUUCAUCACUUCGUGAUUUUUUUUUAGCUUGUUUCGCAAUUCAUGGUUUUACAAUUGUUAUGCAGUCAAUGAUUAGUUCAACCACAUUUCUACAACUCCAGUUAAAUGUCUUGACUUGUAUAACUAUGGAUAUAUCAAUACAGUUAUCAUAGAUAAACAUUCACAAUGAUUAUUAUUUUCUCUCCUAGUAUAAGUUUGCAGAAGUCUCUAAAGAGGAUAUUGUUGAGGUGCAAUUCAGCAUCAUUAAAAUGAUAGUUUUGCUUUUUAUGGAAGACUAGUAUAAAAUGUACACUUUGUAAUUCAUUCCAGUUUUAUUCAAACUCUUUGCCCCUUAACUGUGACCAUUUCAUACUGCAAUUUGGUGGAAGAAUGGCUAGGAAAAGCUGAUUGAUGAUUGCAGAGAUGAUGAAGACUGAAAUAAUUAACAUUUGCGUUUCAGAUGACUAAAGCCAGGAGCCCAGUAUUUACUGAUGCAUUGGGCUAAGGACAACAGGGAAUUUUCCUACCACAGACAGUGGAAGCAAUAAUACUUAAAGGCAAUGCAUUUACAUGUAGAGCACCAGUUCUUUAGUGGAAUGGGAUGUACAAGUCUGGCAAAAAUCAGUGCACAAUCAUGCCACAGAGGCUGAAUGUAAACCCCUCGAAAAUCUGCUAGUGCACUGAGAAUACUUUGGCAACCUGGGUGGAGACUUUCAAGAGGUUUAGACUUCAAAGGUUCUACUGAUGAUCCCAUGUCUAACCCCUUUUUACAACUUCUACAAGGGUAAGUUUACUUUUUCCUUCUGCAUCUGGUAUUAAUAAUAGUAAUAAUAAUAAUAAUAAGUAAAAUACAUCAUCUUGACAAAGAAUUAAUUAAAAAUAGAAAAUAAAUUAAUCUGAUUUACUGUAAGUUAAAAGUAGUUGUUAAGAAUGCAAAAUAAAUUUUGGUGGUUUUGGUUGUUAUGGUGGCUGUUUUGGCUGAGCAUGAAUUGCUGUGUGAGGAAGAUUGUCAUCCUCAUCACCAUUGUGGGCACAGCUUGCCUUUUAAGGAGUUGAUCCACAUGCUUACAGCUGUAUGGUUUACUUCUUUAUUGUUAUACUUUGCUUUAUAUCAAAGUGGGUCAGGUUUAAUUUCUUUGAGUACCUCCUUCCACUCGACCCUAGAUUUACGUUCUUUGAAGGAACACUUUCCCUUCCUUUAGAUUUUUGCUUUUUAUUUGGGGUAUGA
Pocillopora meandrina is the source of this 2690-nucleotide messenger RNA. Lineage: Eukaryota; Metazoa; Cnidaria; Anthozoa; Scleractinia; Pocilloporidae. The record is from the annotation of a GenBank genome assembly.